CCUUUUUCCUUUUUCCUUUUGCUUUUGCCAUUGCCAAUGCAGCUUUCUACAGAGCUCACAGCAAACGGCGCCGUUCGAUUGUCUACACACCCCACACUACGUCGUUUGGCCUCCCUUCACAAAUUACUGCACUCAAUAAAACAAUCGAAAAUUCCUCAAAAAACAAAGCGGAAAAUAUUGGGAGGCGAGCCGUUAUGAUAUUCACUCUUUCCCUCCAAAUCCAAGUAUUCCCUUUUAUAGGCAAACCCAAAUCCUCAGCCUUCUUUUUCUUUUUCUUCUUCAAUUUAAUGUUUUCCCUUUUCUUUUAUUGCGAUAAAGUCUCAAUCUUUGUAAUAAAUCUCAACUACAAACAGACUAGUUUUCAGUUGUUUUGCUUGUCCAAUUGAACCUGUAGCUUUUCUGUUCCUCAAAACUCUCUACUUUUGAAGAUAAACCUAAAAAAGCCAAUAAAAUUAUGUUGCUUGUGAUUUUGAGUAAAAUUGUAAUGUUACUGUUGUGUUUUUCAAUUGCUACAGAAAAAUGAAGAAAAUUCUCUAUUUGGUGCAUUACUAUCAUUAUUAUUACUCCUUCUCUGGUUGGUUUAUGGUUGGAGAAAUUAAUGAUCUGAUGUUGGGCGUUCGAGAUCAUCGAAUUGACUUUUGAUAUGACUAAUUAUCCAAGUUAACUACCCACGACUCAUUCUUGUUCGAAGAUUAAGCCGUGGUAUAAAAUAUUGUAGCGUUUCGAAAUACCGUUUAUUAUUUGCUGAAGUUUUGGAGCUGAAGCAAAAGGGGGAAAAUAAUAAGAUAAGAGAAAAUGGCGGAGGGUUCAAAGGUACGGCUGGUUCGUUGCCCUAAGUGUGAGAAUCUCCUCCCUGAGCUCCCUGAUUUCUCUCUCUACAAGUGUGGAGGCUGUGGUGCUAUUUUGAAAGCUAAAAAUAGGGGGAUUGUGGAAGGUAGAUCGUCAGAGGUAUCCCAGGAUUCCAAGGGUGGAGUGAUUUCUGAGGAAAACAGCAUAGAUAACGGUAUCAAGGUUGACAUGGAGAGUGCUGAUGCAAUUGAAGACAGUGCUGUGGAGAGAAUCCAGAAAGAAGGAUUGGUUUCGAACGGUGCUUCCACGUUACCAGCUGAACAUAAGGAGACGCCAGCUGAUUCUGAUACGAGUAGGAGAGGUAAAGAAAGGGUGAGAAAUGUGGAAAAUUCUGAUGAUGAGUUCAGGCCAUACUCACAAGGUCUGGUCCGUGAUAGAAAUAGGGGCAAAAGUUGUGAUUUUAGAGUGGAUGGGUCUGAGUUUGUUGGUUUCCAUGAUGACAAUGCCAAGGGCUUGCCCCCGCUGGAUUCUUCAAGGUCGAGGCCGUUUAUGGACCAGUGGGGCGUGAACACUAAAGGGUCGGUGCACGGGCCAGCUAGGGGCGUUCCUGCUCAAGUUAGGUUUGAUGAUUUUGUUUAUCAUGAUGAGGGGCAGUCGAGUUAUGGCAUGAGCUCUUAUUAUGAACAAGGUGAAAGGUCUCGAUAUCGAGGUCAUAAACUUGAUGGACAUAACAGCAUUGAGAGCUUAGAAAAUGGCCGGGCAGAGCUUCUAAGGAAGCUUGAUGAACUGAAGGAUCGGAUAUCCCGGUCUUGUGAUAUGGCGGAUAAACCCAAGGAAAAUAUUGGCAUCGAUGAGAGGAUGGUUUCCUCCACUUCUCCUGAUCCUUAUGGUAGACAUCAUGCUGCUUAUGCUCAAGAAGGAUUGACUACUACGUCACACGCUGCAAACAGGCAGCCAAUGUAUCCUGAUAACAUUGUACCUCCUUAUUUCAGUCGUUCUGCUGGAUUUGCUCCAUACUUGGAUAGGUAUGGUUCGACAGUGAUGGAAUCGUAUCCACAAAGGGGAUAUCCACAUGAGUACAUGCACUAUGCUAAUACCUAUAAGCCAGAAGUUCUUCGGAGGCCGCUUCAUCAGCUCCAACCCCGAUACAUCCAACAGCCCAGUCACGAGCACUAUCCGGGAUACUAUAGUGAUGCCAAUAAUGAGCGGUUCAUGUUGCACAGGCAUGAAAACUUUUUUCAUCAGCCGGCAUGCUCUUGUGUGCACUGCUCUAAUAAUAAUUGGCACAUGCCUCCUAGGGUUGAUCCCUUGGGUUUGCUUAACCGAAGGUCUCAAAACGAACCUUCUAAUCAGGCUUUUGAUCAUCUAACCCCUAUUCUGCACCGGCAGAAGGUUAAUACUUCUGGGAACGCGAAUUUGUAUCCACCACAAUCUCGACAGUCUUUAACUAUGAAUUCUUCUGACAUAGAUUCAGAGAAUGAUGGUUUCAAUUACCAUCAUCCUAGAAAGUUGCUUGUAGGUCCUAGGGGUGGGAGGGUGAGUCAUCCCGUCGGAGGUGGUGCUCCUUUUAUAACAUGCAGCAGUUGCUUUGAGUUACUGAGACUUCCAAGGAAACACAUUUCAAUGGAUAAAAACAAACAAAAGUUGAAAUGUGGUGCCUGUUCUUCAGUCAUCUUGUUUGAACUCGGGAGCAAGGGGCUUGUUGCAUCUGUUUCUACGCUCGUCGAGGAAUUGCCAACGGAGAUUGAUCAAGUCUCUGGUGGAACGGUCGAGAACAUUAGAUACUGGAAUGAUGGUUCGAGUACUGCCAACAUGAACACCUGCUCUAAUGAUUUUGAUGGCUUUGAGCAUAAGUUUUUGCCAGCAGACAAGAAAUCGAAUUCUGGUAUUCCUGAGAAGCAACUGAAUAAUCUUUCUUCAACUUCAAGUCCAUCGGAUGAUGAGCAGAGUCCAGAAAAUAAAUCAUCUAGGAAACGUGAUUCCCCGAUUCCAGAUUUGCCUGCGUCACCACAGGAUUUACCCUAUCAUUUUCCAGAAAAUGUGAUAGUCAGCCGCUUUGACAAAUGGAACAAGAGUAAUAAACCCGAGCAGGAGAUGGUUUCUCUGGAAAGGACAACCUCUAAACAGAAUCCUGCAAGAGAUGGAGCCGUGGCAACUGAGACAGACGCGUCGUUAACUGCGUUUUCAAAUAGCAAUAGGUCUCAGGACUCCAUUGACAUAAGUAGAGAAGCUCCAAAGGCUAACAAAGGAGGAGAGUCUUUUCUUGCAGGUCUUAUUAAAAAGAGCUUCAGGGACUUCAAAAAGUCCAACCAAGGUGGAGUUGUCGGUGGAUCGCAAGUUUUUGUAAACGGGCAUUUGAUACCAGAUCGCAUAGUCAAGAAGGCUGAAAAACUAGCUGGGCCAAUUCAACCAGGAGAAUACUGGUACGACAAACAAGCUGGAUUUUGGGGCGUGAUGGGCUAUCCCUGCCUGGGUAUCGUCAUGCCAAAUAUUGAAGAAUUUAACUAUCCUAUACCGAAGAACUGUGCUGCUGGAAAUACAGGAGUUUUUGUUAAUGGACGUGAACUCAACGAGAAAGAUUUGGAUUUGCUCUCGAGCCGUGGUCUGCCAAUCACAGAAAACAGAUCAUAUCUCAUUGACAUCACUGGAAAAGUGGUUGAUGAGCAGACUAGGGAAGAACUAGAUGGUCUGGGAAAACUUGCACCAACGGUUGAAAGAGCCAAGCACGGAUUUGGUAUGAAAGUGCCGAAAUUUAUUGCUCAGUCGAGGAGUUAAGAGAUCGGGUUCUCCCCGCCUCCUCAAGGGGUUUAAGCGAUGGAUAUGGUUGAUCGCUUGAGUUAUGCUUGCCCAUUCUUCUUUAGAUAUAGGGUGAGUUUGUUGUUGUUAAUUUAGUGUAUCUCAUUAUUUGUGUGUAGAACAUCUCAGCCAGAAAGAUGUUUGGCUGGUUUUACGAGUUUUGGUUUUGAUCUUGGUUUGAAGUAGUUUGUAAAGAAAGCUUUGCCCAAUUUAUAACUGGUUAUUCAUUUGUAGUUUGAUGCUUCGAUCUA
Molecule: messenger RNA, 3836 nt
Organism: Salvia splendens (bonfire salvia)
Lineage: Eukaryota; Viridiplantae; Streptophyta; Magnoliopsida; Lamiales; Lamiaceae
Exons: 5
Coding region: 796-3564 (922 amino acids)
Biological process (GO): regulation of defense response to fungus
Source: RefSeq, a predicted model, not a curated record